AUGGAGGGCCAGAGCGACAGCAUCGUGCUGGAGGAGGAGAUCGACCCGAACUAUGAGCCGACCGAGAAGGAAGUGCUGGAGUACGCCACGUGGCUUGGGAUGGACUUGGAAGCCGAGCGCGAUCUGUUCUGGAUUGCUCGGGAGGGCCUGAAGGCAAGUGGCCUAUUAGCUCAGAACUGGAAGCCGUGCAAGACAACAGACACGGAAGAAAUCUACUACUUCAACUUUGCCACGGGCCAGAGCACUUGGGACCACCCGUGCGAUGAGGUUCGACGGCCACCAUCGACGUUGCUUAGAGAGAUUGAAUGCUAA
Molecule: messenger RNA, 312 nt
Organism: Phytophthora sojae
Lineage: Eukaryota; Oomycota; Peronosporomycetes; Peronosporales; Peronosporaceae
Exons: 2
Coding region: 1-312 (103 amino acids)
Molecular function (GO): protein binding
Source: RefSeq, a predicted model, not a curated record